This is a messenger RNA of Salvia splendens (bonfire salvia), 3969 nucleotides long. RefSeq lists its product as uncharacterized. Lineage: Eukaryota; Viridiplantae; Streptophyta; Magnoliopsida; Lamiales; Lamiaceae. Bases 2700 to 3866 code for a protein of 388 amino acids. The transcript is spliced from 4 exons. Gene Ontology annotation, molecular function: DNA binding. The record is from RefSeq and is a predicted model, not a curated record.
UAAAAUUGACAAAAUCAGUAAAGGUGUGGAAAAGGAAAAUGAACACAAGCUCAAAGCCACAAGAGAAUAAAAUCUCAUACAAGUAGUUCGAUUCAGUGCAAAAAUUAGCUCGAUUGUGUGAUUAUACAAACAAGAAACCCCAAUUAGUCUUGUUAGUGAUUCCAAUGCCGAUUCUCGCCAACUAUUUCUAUCCAAUGGCCGGAAACACGUCCGAGCUCCGGCGGAAUUCUCGCCGGAGGAAGAUACAGAAGCCCCUCCCUCUCCGGAAAUUGGAUGGCUAUAUCUAUUGCAUACAGGUGAACAAAUUCCGUCAAAUUUUUUUCAGCCCCUUAAUGCUGCUUCUCCUUGCUCUCUACCUGUUCGACGAAAUGUCCCAAUGACGAUUGUGUUAAUAAUGCCUGUGUCCUGCUCUUGAUUUCCCCAUAAGCUGUGUGCAAUGCGUGAAAAUUUGCUAAUUAAUCGAUAUUUUCCCCUUGGAGUGUUGAAUUCUUAUGGUAAUUAAUCUAUAUUUUUCUGUACAAAUUCAAUCCAGUGUCUUCUCUACGAAUUAGUAUAACUAUUGUUUGAAGUGGCGAUGCGGCUUGCGGUUUUAAUAUCUCACAUGUUUUUGGAAUGUGGAUGAGUUUGAUUUGAUUGCUUGUUCUCUGUUAUCAUCUUAGCUCAAUAGAGUUUGGAAUUGCUGUGAAAUAAAAUAUGAUGAUCUUUAACACGUAGGGAGUGUGUCAGUGCUUAUUUUCAGCUGGAAAGGAACACAUAAAUACGGCAGUUUAUGUUGGAUUUUUUUGUGUGGAAGUCGUAGUUUUAGUAGUAGAAGAGUUUGCCGUAAAAUAAUAAAAGAAGUAUGCCACACAGCUGCAGAUAACUAAUAAACAAGAUGAUUAAGAUACUUGUGAGAUUGUUACUCGGACAAAUAUGAUACUUCCUGGUGUAAGUAGAAAAACAAAAUAAUCAUGGAUUCCUACCACGACCUUUGGGGAACAUAAUGUAGAUCUUUUUCUUGGUCUAGUGUAUUCUAAAAGUAGCGGACGCAAACAAAUUCAUUGUGGGGGUAUUGUUCGAAGUUCAUAUAUAGGCGUAUAUAUUUUUUUCUUGAUCAAGUACAGAUAUUUUGUAAAAGGUUCCCUGAUAGUAUAUUAUUUCAAGCAACCGAACAGAAUUUGUGGAUUCCAUCCCGUAACUUGUUUUUUUGGAGAACAAAUCAUCUGUUUUAAUUGGGAACCACACUCAGGAAUAUAAAUUUUACAAACUGUUGAGAAUGUAAAACUAAUUGUAAUAAUCAACCAUAACUCACAUUUUACUAACUAAAUUUGAAACAAUGUUUUUAUGAAAAUCUUGAUUAUGAAAUAAUCAACACCAAAUAUUGAUGAAUAUCUAAAAAAUGAAAUAAGAUAUUUAUAAAACACUAAUUAUGAUACUAUAAUAAACCCUAAUUAGAAUUAUUUAUAGAACCAAAAAAAAGCUUAUCAUAUGAAAUAUUGAAGAAAAGUUGAAAAAGUUAAUAGUGGUAGAGAAAUGGUACACCACAGUUUGGUAUAUAAAUUUAAAUAUAGGAAAGGAAAACAAAAAAAUGUACUAGCACACAGUUUCUCUUUCUUCAAAAUAUGUGAUUCUUUUCACAUUUACAAAAUUACUUCCAUAUUGGCCCAUGGUGCUAUGGAAACAGGGUUCGGAUGGAACUUACGGAAAUAAAUCUGCUGCGUUAGAAUACUGUGCGCUCAACAAUCUUAAUCUGUUUUGUAGUUAAUGAGUAUCAUAGAAAAUGUAAUGGAUACAACAAUGGCUGAAGUGUGUAUAGAAUUUGAUUAUCAAAGCAAUCAAAUAUAUGUAUAUUUUCAUUAGCUACAUUAUAAAUUUGUGAUAUAUGUUAUUGCCUAAUCUAAUAUGUUUAGAUUAGUGAGGAGACUUCUUCUCAUUGUUCAAGAUUGCUAUGACUUAUUAUUGUCAAAGUAAAUUCUUAGGUUAGUUAAUCAAAUACACGGAUGCGAUAAGUUUAUUACACGAAUACAAUAAUAAGAAAAUAGAUUACAAAGGUGGCCAAGUGGCUUCUGAGCAGCCACACAUGUAAACUUAUUCCGAAAUAGAAUAGUGGAAAAUAGCAUUAAUCACACCUUACUUAUAAUUUGUAACGCCUGCUCAAAAGCUUGCAUACGUAACAUAUAUCCUCACACGUCACAAGACCUUUAUGGCACUUACAUUCACAAUCGCUGACCCUACAAUCAUAUAUGUGUGAACGAGUGCGUAUCUUUUAGUUAAUCAACUGUGAUUGUGAAGGAUUAUAACAAAACAAAAAGAUUAAGAAAGCCAGGUGGCUUCUAAGCGAUACCACUGGCCACUUAUUCCAGUCCAAUCAACUUUAUUCCAUGUAACAAAAAGAAUUAUUACAAAACAAAGAGAUUAAGAGAGCCAGGUGGCUGUGCAGCGCCUAUAUAAGAAACACAGGUUAGUCCAUUGUCUAUACUUCUUCAGAGUAAAAGUUUCUAUAAAUCUAGAGGGCGGAAAUUUCUCAGAGAAUAAGCAUAUUACUAAGGAUUUGGAGGCCACAGUUGUCCUUUUUUGUGCAGUCUUCGCCAAGAAUUAUUUCCUUGAAGUUGAUGAUAGAUUAUAUGUUUGAAAUGACUGCAUGUUGAAUUCCAUAGAAGAGAAAGAAGAUCUGGUCAGCAUUCUCUGUUCUCAGUCAAGCUUUCCUAGUUGCCUCGGAAAUGGAUUCAGAUCGGACAUCCAACAACUGCUUCUGGACAAUGGGGGUGAAUGAUGCUGCAUCAAAGGAUGCACGCACAUCUUUGGAUUGGACAAGGGAGGAGGACAAGGCAUUCGAGAUUGCUCUCGUAACCCACUAUAAUGAUGCUCAUAUGUGGGCUAAGAUCGCAUUGGCAGUUCCUGGGAAAACAGUUCAAGAUCUAAAACUUCACUAUGAAGCCUUAAGUGUGAUGGCUUUUGAGUCUGGCAAGAUGCCUCUGUCCAUUUAUCCGACCAGAGGUGAUGUUCUGGAAAAGAAGGAGCUGAAGCCAGAGCAAGCGCAACGAGGGGCUCAUUGGACAGAAGAGGAACACGGGCAAUUUCUAUACGGUUUGUGGAUGUUCGGUAGGGGUGAUUGGAAGAACAUUUCCGAGUAUAGUGUGCGAACAGGAUCAAGUACCCAAGUAGCAAGCCAUGCUCAAAAGUUCUUCAGAAGACUGAGUUUGACUGAAAAAGAGAGUAAACGGGUCAGUAUAAAUGAUAUCACAACUCUGAAACCCGAAAAUUUGUUAGCCUUCGAGAAGGAAACGACAAGGUUCUGCAAGGGAGAGUCUUCUACAGCUGGAACCGGAGAAUUGGUUCCCGGAAAUCUCGAGAGAGCAGCAGCGCACGCUGGAAUCCAAUUGCUGUCAGGAUGCGCCACGGUAGCUUCACGGAAUGCUUUCGGGAAGCGCGGGCGCCCUAAGAAAGCUUUGAGUGCUGAUGAAAACAAGCUGAUGCUGGGGCCAAGGUAUCACAGGAAAAAGAAAGCGGUUGCUUGUAACGAGAGCCGAUUGCUGCCCAGGUUCCCUGAGAGGGUUCCAAGUGAGACGAGGAACCAAUUGCUGUUUGGGGGAAAGAACGCUUCAUCUGAUGCCGGGAAGCUACUGCUGUCUGGGUACCAUAACGAAGCUCCAAAGGAUAUCGGGUACCAACUGCUGUCUGGGUACCCUACUCAAUUGGCCCCCCCGUCUGGUUCACUUGAGAUCACAGGCCACCCGACGACUACUUCAUAUGUGACUGUUGGGAAUAGCACAGGUGCAGCAAUGCAAAAUAUUGGCGUGCUUGCGGAUGGUCAAUAUGAUAUCGGUGCUAGCACCGAUAUUUUGGAUGAUGUGGAUCUAUCUUUGUUCCCUCAUUUCCUUGAUUGAAAUGGGUUUAAUAAAUUUUCCUUACAGAAUUAAUACCCUUUCAACGGCCAAAUGUGUACAAAAAUCAAUCUAAUCCUUAUAUAUAAACAUGUUCAAAAUCCAA